Moesziomyces antarcticus is the source of this 219-nucleotide messenger RNA. RefSeq lists its product as uncharacterized. Gene Ontology annotation, molecular function: proton-transporting ATPase activity, rotational mechanism. The record is from RefSeq and is a predicted model, not a curated record. Gene Ontology annotation, cellular component: vacuolar proton-transporting V-type ATPase, V0 domain. Lineage: Eukaryota; Fungi; Basidiomycota; Ustilaginomycetes; Ustilaginales; Ustilaginaceae. The transcript has 3 exons. Gene Ontology annotation, biological process: vacuolar acidification; proton transmembrane transport. The coding region runs from base 1 to 219 and encodes 72 amino acids.
AUGUCGGGGUGGACAACCGUGUGGGUCUUCCUCAUCGCUGCUGGCGCAAGCAGCGCCGUGUGGGUCACAACACCCAAAGGCCCCAACCAGGUACUUAUCCGCACAUCUGUGGUGCUUGCGCUGACGUGCAUGUACCUCAUGUGGUUCAUCAUCUACAUGGCACAGCUUCAUCCCAUUGUCAAGCCUAAACGAGGCGACGUCCGCUUCCUCGAACACUGA